Helianthus annuus (common sunflower) is the source of this 1446-nucleotide messenger RNA. RefSeq lists its product as uncharacterized. Gene Ontology annotation, biological process: DNA integration. Bases 1 to 1446 code for a protein of 481 amino acids. Gene Ontology annotation, molecular function: RNA-DNA hybrid ribonuclease activity; nucleic acid binding. NCBI's taxonomy places the organism in Eukaryota, Viridiplantae, Streptophyta, Magnoliopsida, Asterales, Asteraceae. The record is from RefSeq and is a predicted model, not a curated record. The transcript has 5 exons.
AUGGAAGCAUAUGUCGAUGAUUUGGUAAUCAAAAGCAAAACAGAAUAUCAAAUGCUCGAUGACAUCCAAGAAACCUUCAAGAACCUAAAGAAGGUCAACAUGAAACUCAACCUCGAGAAAUGUUCAUUUGGGUUUGAGAAAGGAAAGUUCCUUGGGCAUAUUGUAGGAAAACAAAGUAUAAAGGCUAAUCCAAACAAAGUCAAGGCUGUUCUCGAAACCAAACCACCACGAAGCAAAAAAGAAGUUGAAAGCUUAAACGGGAAGCUUGCAGCCUUAAAGCCUGAGGAAGCCUUCAACCAGAUGAAGCAACACCUUGCUUCACUCCCAAACAUUGCAGCCCCAGAAACGGGAGAGUUGAUCUCUGUAUACCUUUCGGUUGCUGAAGAAGCAAUAAGUGCGGUCCUCACCAGUGAACGAGACAAAGUUCAGACCACCAACAACGAAGCUGAAUACGAAGCGUUGAUAGCCGGCUUGAGGUUGGCUAAAGAAAUGAAGGUUGAAAAGCUUGAAGUCUUCACAGACUCGUUGUUGGUGUCAAGUCAAGUGAACGACAGUUAUGUUGCAAAGGAGCCAAAUAUGAAGAAAUACAAAGAAAAAUCAAAGGAGUUGAUGAACACCUUCCAAACAUGUACCAUCAAGCAAAUUCCCUGGUCUCAAAAUAAGAAAGCUGAUGCUCUAAGCAAAUUAGCUACUCUCACCUUUGCCCACCUCACAAAAAAGGUGUUGGUAGAAGUGUUGAAAACUCCAUCAAUCGAAGAGCCGGAAGUUCAAGACGUAAUCACCGAAGAAGGCACCAAUUGGAUGACUCCAAUCAAAAAAUUCCUUAAAAAUGGUGAGUUACCAACUGAUCAAGCAGAAGCUGAAAGGUACUUGAUCAAAGAGGUUCACGAAGGUAUAUGCGGAGCUCAUUUUGGAGCUAGAUCGGUGGUUGCUAAACUAAUGAACCUUGGGUAUUUUUGGCCCACCAUGCACCGAGACACCAUUGAGCAAAGGAAGCGUGAUUCCUGCCAAAUUCAUGCACUAGUCCCGAAAAGUCCCAAGCAUGAUCUUGUCCCAAUAACCUCAGCAUGGCCAUUUCAUAAAUGGGGGAUGGACAUCGUUGGCCCAUUCCCACCAGCCAAAGGUGGAGUAAAGUUCUUGUUGGUAGCCAUAGACUACUUCACCAAGUGGCCUGAGGUUAAACCACUUGCAAAAAUCAUGGGCAGACAAGUCAUUGAUUUCGUUUGGGAAAACAUCAUUUGUCGUUAUGGAUUGUCGAGAGUGCUUAUCACCGACAAUGGAAAGCAAUUUGCCGAGAAACCUUUCAGCGUUUGGUGCAAAGAAUAUAGAAUAGCUCAGGUUUUCAGCUCGGUGGCAUAUCCACAAUCAAACGGUCAAGUGGAAAGGAUGAACAUAACCAUAGUUGAAAGGAUCAAAGCCAGAUUGGGAAGCCGUGAUUCCAGCUGA